Procambarus clarkii (red swamp crayfish) is the source of this 896-nucleotide messenger RNA. RefSeq names its product adhesive plaque matrix protein-like. The record is from RefSeq and is a predicted model, not a curated record. NCBI's taxonomy places the organism in Eukaryota, Metazoa, Arthropoda, Malacostraca, Decapoda, Cambaridae.
AUGAUGUCAUCAAGUUUGUUUGUGGUGGUGUUGGGUGUGGUGGCAGCGGUGGGGGCUGACCCCAGCUACCCCCAACCCGCCCCCUGCUACCCCAAGACCCAGUACGUCACCCAGUACCAGACGCAGGUCCAGCAGGUUCCUGUGUAUACGACUGUGUACAAGACCCAGGUCGUCCCCACCACCCUCUACCAGACCCAGUACCAGACCCAGUACGUGACCAAGUACGAGACCCAGUACGUUGCCCAGUACGUCACCGAGACCGUCUACAAGACCCAAGUCCAGUACCAGACCCAGUACGUAACCAAAUACCAGACCCAGUACCAGACCCAAUACGUCACCAAGACCGAGUAUGUCCCCCAGUACAUCACUCAGACCCAAUACCAAACCCAGUACGUUACACAGACCCAGUACCAGACCGUGUACAAGACCGAAUACGUCCCCCAGUACGUCACCAAGACCCUGGUACAGUACCAGACCCAGUACCAGACCCAAGUGGUCCCAGAGUACCACACGGUCACCAAGACCCAGCAGACCUACAAGACGGUCUGCCCCAAGCCCUCCUACGGCUACAGCUACUGAAGGACCGGUCAGCCAGCAGACCUACAAGACGGUCUGCCCCAAGCCCUCCUACGGCUACAGCUACUGAAGGACCGGUCAGCCAGCAGACCGGAGGGCGCCCCCCCAAACUGUUCACCGUCAGGAGUCAACAUGAUAUCUUAUGGGCCCAGAAAACCUUACUAUUUAUAACAUCGAAUACAACACUAACCGAUAUCUCUUCUCUCUAUAUUAUAUAUGUAUAAUAUAUUGUAUAUGUAUAUAUAUGUAUAUCCAAGUCCUUAAAACGAUUAUAUACGAGUAGACUAGAAAACAAGUCUAAAUAAAAUUUGAAUUGACAA